Molecule: messenger RNA, 2913 nt
Organism: Hemibagrus wyckioides
Lineage: Eukaryota; Metazoa; Chordata; Actinopteri; Siluriformes; Bagridae
Gene: depdc1b
Product: DEP domain containing 1B
Exons: 11
Coding region: 160-1767 (535 amino acids)
Biological process (GO): intracellular signal transduction
Source: RefSeq, a predicted model, not a curated record
CCGAAGCAGUGUGUCCAGUUUCAAAACCAAGCGUGCGUCCUUGGUUUUUUUUUUUUUAUAACAAUUUAUUGGGAAGUAAAAGUGAGGAAGUUUAAUGGACACGAAGCCGAUAUUUAAUUGGGUGUAGUUUAAUAGGUUGUUAAUUAUUGUAGGGUUAAAAUGAAUGGGACUAUGAUCGGUCCAGGUCCGUACCGGGCAACAAAGUUGUGGAACGAAACCAUCACGCUUUUCCGUGGAGGGAUGCCGCUAAGAAGACACUGGGCUCACUUUCGGAGUUACGAUAACAGCUUCACUGGAUCAGAGGCUGUUGAUUAUCUCCACGAACUGCUCAAGAGGAACCAGAACUUCGGGCCAGAGGUGACCCGCUAUCAGUCUCUACAGUUGCUCAGGAAGUUCCUGAAGAACCAUGUGAUCGAAGACGUUAAAGGACGCUUUGGUAAAGAAGACUUUGAUGACAACGGACGUUUGUACAGAUUUCCUCCACAGUCACCCCUCAAGCCAGUCCCUAAGCGUAUACCGGUGGUGCAAAUGGGCUUUGUUCCACAGAUGCUCCGAUGGGAUGACUGCGAAGACACACCAGCACCCUCAAACAUACCCAUGAAGCCGCUUGUAUUGAAUUCUGAGACCUGGAACAAGAGACACAGUAUUGCGAUAGGAGAAGUUCAUGAGUGCAAACUGAUUCGGAGGAGAGACAUCACGCCAAAGCAUGUGGACCAGAUAUGGAAGUCAAUGACUCUGAAGCACCUACAGAGCGUUUUGGGACUCCAGUCUUUAGACGGCGUUCUGGAUGCCAAGCUCUUGAGCCCCAAGCAUACUGUCUACAACGUGUUUAGUGUCAACAAACAAGGCAUUGUUGUUCUGAAGAACAAAGCAGAGGAUCUUCCUCACUGGGUUUUAUCUGCAAUGAAAUGCUUGGCAAAUUGGCCGAAUGGAAAUGAGAGUAAUCAGCCCAUGUAUCCUGGCUUUGAGCGAGAUGUUUUCCGAACGGUAGCAGAACACUUCCAGAGAUUAAAGGAGCCGCUGCUGACAUUCCAUCUGUAUGAAAUAUUUGUCAGCAUUCUGGGACUUCUUCCACAACAACAGACUGCGGUUGAAGCGCUGCAGGUUUCCUGCCUCCUCCUGCCUCCAGCCAACCGGCGAAAGCUGCAGCUGUUAAUGCGCCUGAUGACUAAAGCCUGCAACAAUAAGCAGCUCCCUCCCCUUAACGAUACCAUAGGAACACGCACCCUGAUGGUCCAGACUUUCUCCCGCUGCAUUUUAUGUUCAUCAGAUGAAGUGGACCUGGACGAGCUGCUAGCCACCAAACUGGUCAACUUCAUGAUAGACAACCACGAGAAUGUGCUAAAGGUCCCUGCUGAGCUGCAGAGAUCGGUGCAAGAGCAUCUAUCCCACCUACGUAGAGCACAGAUAAAGUACGCCGGUGCAGACACAGACUCCACGCGGGAAUCGCCAGCUCACACCUUCUGCAGACAAAUCAGCAAGCAGGAGUUUGAGGAACAGAGAGUCACAGGCUCCCAGGGAGCGAUAGUGGAGCUACUGGAAGGGAUCAUUCAUGACAAGACCAUGCAUAUAAAGGACAAGAAAAAGAAACUGAAACAGUUCCAGAGAUCCUAUCCUGACCUCUAUCGCAGUCGCUUCCCGACACCCGAGAGCGAAGCUGCAGUCUUUCCAGAGAGAACUCAGAAGCUCAAACCCCAGCUGACAUUCUUCACCCUGAAAAAGAAGUCUUUGCAGCCUUUCCAGAGGAGCUGGAGCUUCCGUGCUUGAACUAAAAAUACAGUUCGCUCACCACAAAUCUGACAAAAAACAACAGUCUACAGAGCCACGGUUAUCAGCCUGUAGCUUCCAGGUUGUGUUGUAUGUUUAUAGAGCUGGAAUUGUUCUGGUUUAUCUUAUCUCAUUUGCAUGAUUUCGGGGAUAUUCCAGCUUUUUAAUUACACUUGAACAAAUGACACUGGGAUAUGUAUUAUUUAAUUUAAUUCAUCUCAUUUCACUGUAGGAUUUACCUUUUUUUUUAUAUGUAAGUAUAUACUGUGUUAAAUUAUACAGCGAAUAAAAUUCAUAUAACACUAAUUCACCGGAGGGGAAUUCACUUUGCUCUGAAUUUAUCCAGGUGAAAUCACAAGCCUCAGUCUUGUGCGGUAAUCAGAAAAAAGAAAGCAGUGAUGUGGUCUGUUGCGUUCUACAAAUUAUUUUAUAUCCUUAUUCAUUAGGCUAACAGUGAUAACAUUGUUUUUUUUUCCCUCUGGCUGCUAGAUUGUCUUGUUAGCAAUGUUUCAGGUCACCUCCAGGUCCACUGCUGCCAGGCUUGUGUUUUUUUCAGCUCACUGCUUAGACACAGGUCCAGGAAAUAAAACUAGAGUUGUGCUGCAUCAGUCACUGCCUUUCAUCUCAUCCACUAAACAUCACCCUCUUGUUACAAACACAAGCUAAAUCACAUGCACCUGCUACAGUCUGUACCUAUGAAGAGCUCAGUUUAAGGACUUUAUUUUAUUAAAAUCAUGGAACGUACAUUUUUGUUUUGUUUGUUUUUCUGCUAUCGUUUUCUCUCUAUAUACUGCAUCAGAACAUUUUUGUAUUGCGGUUGUACAGUUGUGGUUGAACAAACAAUUUUGUACUUUUAUGGAACGUUUAAAAUAUCAUAUGUCUGUAUUUAAAAGAUACACAUUUCAUUUUGGUUGUGUAUUUUGCUACAGUGUUCAUUUUUGUUUCUCAGCCAAGGUAAUGAUCGGUUAUUUCUGAUGAUCUGUUUGUAAAGUGAACAUUUAUCAUGAGUUAAGUUUUUUUUCUGUAAAUGUUAAACUACAUGUGGCCGUGUAUCAAGCUGUAUAUUUGUAGUGUUUGAAAUGCUGGAGUUACUGUUACUGUCUAAAAUGUUUUAUGUUGGUCACUGCUGUAAUAAAACAAACCUGU